Molecule: messenger RNA, 2548 nt
Organism: Rana temporaria (common frog)
Lineage: Eukaryota; Metazoa; Chordata; Amphibia; Anura; Ranidae
Gene: HSPB6
Product: heat shock protein family B (small) member 6
Exons: 3
Coding region: 1-483 (160 amino acids)
Biological process (GO): protein refolding; response to heat
Molecular function (GO): structural constituent of eye lens; protein folding chaperone
Source: RefSeq, a predicted model, not a curated record
AUGGAUAUUACAAUUCACCACCCCUGGAUGAGGCGCCCGCUCCUCCCCGGACGUAUCCUGGGCCAGAGGUUCGGAGAAGGAAUCCUGGAGUCGGAUCUCUUCUCCCAGAUGCCCCUGGCCAUGAAUCCGUAUUACAUGCGUGUACCCAGCAUCCCCCAGCCCGAGACCGGACUCUCCGAGGUGAAGCUGGACAAAGACCAGUUCUCUGUACUGCUGGAUGUCAAGCAUUUCUCCCCCGAAGAGCUGACGGUCAAAGUUGUUGGAGACUAUGUGGAGGUGCACGCCAAGCACGAGGAGCGACCGGAUGAACACGGCUUCAUCUCCCGCGAGUUCCAUCGCCGAUACAAGUUCCCCGCCACGGUGAAUCCGGCCUCCAUCACUUCGGCACUGGCCGCCGACGGACUGCUCUCCAUCCAAGCGCCGGUCGUAGAAGCGGCCAAGACUGAAGAGAGGAGCAUUCCAAUCGCAAGGCAGGAGAAGUGAGGAACCAGGCGCCGAUCGCACCGGCUGUGCCCCUCGUCCGCCAUUUUUGCCAAAGGGCCUCCUAAAACUGCCGGGGAAGGAUCGUAAAUCCUACUACGUCUGCGGAGGCCUCAUUUAACCCACUAGCAUGAAAUUUCCUUAAAGAGUACCUGUCAGUACAGCUGUGACUUGGUACUGAUAAGGUGUGGACGCUGGCAUGGUCCGAUGCUAGUUCCAGGGCAGUGCACACCUCUAUAGCCUUGGCUGCACCAGGUAACAGUAGUUCUGACAGGUUCUCUUUAAUUCAUGGUUUCUCCUUCUAUCUUAAAGCAGAACUCUACUUUUUCAGGUUUAAAGCUAUAUUUUGCGGAGAAAGAGCAAUAGAGGGGCUGCAAUGCUUACUUUGCCUGGAGAAAAUGGUGCUCCUGGCUCCCUACAGUGCUGGAGCAUGUGACCAGAAGCAAAGGCCUUUCAUCUCUUAUGAAGCGGAGGCUUAUAUGGUUUAGAUAGACUGUUCCUCCUUGUCAGCAGAGGUCACAUGACCAAAAACCUAGACUCUGGUCACAUAAACCAAAAAAACCUAGCCUCUGGUCCCAUGACCCAAAAGCCUAGCCUCUGGUCCCAUGACCCAAAAGCCUAGCCUCUGGUCCCAUGACCCAAAAGCCUAGCCUCUGGUCCCAUGACCCAAAAGCCUAGCCUCUGGUCCCAUGACCCAAAAGCCUAGCCUCUGGUCCCAUGACCCAAAAGCCUAGCCUCUGGUCCCAUGACCCAAAAGCCUAGCCUCUGGUCCCAUGACCCAAAAGCCUAGCCUCUGGUCCCAUGACCCAAAAGCCUAGCCUCUGGUCACAUGAAUAAAAAACCUAGGCUUCAGUCACAUGACCCAUAAACCAAGCCUCUGGUCACAUGACCCAUAAACCAAGCCUCUGGUCACAUGACCCAUAAACCUAGGCUUCGGUCACAUGACCCAUAAACCUAGGCUUCGGUCACAUGAAUUAAAACCUAGCCUCUGAUCACGUGAACCAAAAACCCUAGCCUUUGGUUACAUGACCAAAAGCCUAGCCUCUGGUCACAUGUCCAAAAACCUAGGCUUCAGUCAACCAAGCCUCUGGUCACAUGUCCAAAAACCUAGGCUUCAGUCAACCAAGCCUCUGGUCACAUGUCCAAAAACCUAGGCUUCAGUCAACCAAGCCUCUGGUCACAUGACCAAAAGCCUAGCCUUCGGACAUAUGACCAUAAAAACCUUGCCUCCAGUCACAUGACCAUAAAAACCUAAGCUUCGGUCACAUGACCAGCUCAGAAGAGAGCUAGGCGCAGCAUUUUCUCCAGGAUAGGGAAACAUUUCAGCUCUCAUAUAAAGUUUAGAAUUUAAUUCCUUGGCUUGUACAGGUCCUACAAUAUUUACUACUUUGUUCCCCCCUCCCCCGCAGCUUCUAUCUUUGUUUAUUCGUACAUAUUUUACCAUUUACUGCCAUGAACCUGGGAUAUGACUUCACUUGGAAGGGCUCUGAUCUUUCUGCUGUAUCCAGAGAACGGAUAUGUGUCCUAUCCCAGAACACUGGAUGCUUCACUUGCCUCCCUUUCCUGCCAAUAUCACUUUCUUUUUAAAUGCAGACCAGUCCAACAAGUUCAUUAGCAUUUAAUAGAAGAAGCCCACUGGGAAAAAAGAAAAGUGCAAUUGGCCGUUUAACUUCCCAAUGUUUGCUAAAAAUGAUAUUCCAUAUUGGUUAUAAAAAGAAAAAAAAAAUCAAUAAAUCACUAAAAUGGCUAAAGCAAGAAACGGGAAGCUAGACAGACAUGGCUGAGAAGCACAGGAGAGGAGGAAGCUGAAGGGAAAAGUAACAGAAGUGUCUAAAGAGUGCAAACCUACGUCGUCACCUGGAGCUGAGAAAACAUUUAUUUUCCUUGUGGAAAGCAAAACUUUUAUGGUUUGUGUUCCAACAUGUGAGGAUAACGAGGUCGCUUUCUGAAAAGGGACCCCCCCGAUUGGCUGCCGAUAUAAAGAAUCUGAAUGUGUGAAAAAAAAAAACCUAAUACUUCUGUAAUGGAAACCAACUGGGAGAGUUAAUAAAAGUCAUUUUCAUGUUCA